Molecule: messenger RNA, 567 nt
Organism: Trypanosoma theileri
Lineage: Eukaryota; Euglenozoa; Kinetoplastea; Trypanosomatida; Trypanosomatidae
Exons: 1
Coding region: 1-567 (188 amino acids)
Source: RefSeq, a predicted model, not a curated record
AUGCCAUUCCCUUCUUAUAAAAGUAUGAAACAGAGUGAAUCUUCAAGUGAGAUUAUCAUUUUCAUAGGUAGUAUUGUAAUCUCUUUAUUGAUCCUCGCUGGACUCGCAGAGACAAAUCUCUACGUGGUAAAAACACUUGAAGGAACGAGACAUCAAUUGUCACUCUGGAAUGGAAAAUCAUGCAAUAUUGAAGGUUGCCUUUCUCAAACACUUCCUCCUGCUGAGUGGUGUGGAGAACGUCGUUCCUUGUAUAUUGCUAUGCAAGUGAUUUCUGUUAUAUCACUUGUUGGAUCUUUAUUUCUUUUGGCCUCUUCUGUUCUCAGUGUGGUAGCAGUUAAGACACGAUGUGUGGAUAUCUUGUGGAGUGUUUCUGCUUUCUUAACAUGGUUAAUUUUAAUGCUUGAUUGGUCCAUUAUGGCAGGAAUAUUUCAUAGUAAAGCAUGCUCAAACCCUUCCUUCAGUGAAAUUAAUUAUCAAUAUGGGGUUUCAUUUUCUCUUUUUCUUAUGUCUUGGUUGUUCCUUACAGUAAUGAUCAUUUACUCUGUAAUAGUAAGGUCUUGUGACUAA